UCACAGUUCCCACCUUUAUAUCAAAUUUGGUGUCAAUAGGUGAAACUGUUUCCAAGGAAAAUGAGUAUGACAGAUAGGCAGGCAAACAUACUGACAGUAGACCGAUUGUAAUGACGUUUUUUUUUUAAACAAAACUUUUAAAACGAACAACUAAUACCGCGCCCACACUAGCACCACUUCCUUGCGCGAAAUUCCAGAAAAUGACCCUUUGUAUUUACUAUCCUUGGCCAAUUUACAGUAAUGUCACUGUUGCUUUGGCUGACAAGUGAAACAUUACAAAUAAGGAGCUUCUGAGGCAGAGACGAUGCCCAUAACAGGCGACAAUGCCAAUAACGGGGCGCGAAAACUCUAAAAAUAUCAGCCCUGUUCAAGGACCCUCGUCGUACUAUAUUAACAAUUGUUGACUGCCAAGCUAGGACCCUCCUUUCUGCUCUCACAGCACGAAUUGUGAUCCUUUGACUUCCCCCGGCUUCCCAGGAGAAUUCCCAUCCAAUUUAGCGAGAAGAUGGUGAACAAUGUCACUAACUUGAUCUCCUUUUUCUCUGAUGUGUCAAAAAUACUUUCCUUUCAGAGACCACUUAUUCACGUUACUUUACAAAAAACCGAAAUCGAUCUCGUUUUCAAACUCCGCUCUAGAUACCACUUAUUCUCAAAAUCAAAGCCAGUUUAAUUUGCCAAAAACCAAAAUUGCUUUUCGCUUGCACCGUUCGAAAAUUAUAAAUGAAAAAAAUUAGAAUUGUUCGAAUGAAAUUGGGUUCUUGAGUUUAGGGGAAGGCGACCAAUUGUUCGAGUUUUUUAUUUUUAAGUAAAUGAAAUUAAUUAUUUUAAAGGUAAGAUGUUGAAUAUAAAUGAAAUUCGGAGUGGGAACUAUUAAGUUGAGAAGGGUAGUUGGGAAAGCUAAGGGAUGUUAAAAUGGGAGAAAAAGAGGGAAUAUUACGUAUUAUUGAAUGCAUUCUUUUGUCAGGCCUUAGAAUAAGCAAAUGAAAUACCGCCCAUGUUGCAAAGUCGAGGAGACUACCCAGUAAAAGAGUAAAUAAAAUAAAGGAAAUCGAUCGCGAACGAUAACAAUAUUUGUCAAAGAAUAACCGGAGUUACACACAUGUGUUCAUUUCUUUCGCUUUCCGAACUUUUACAAUGGACAAUUCCUUUGAAAUAGUUAAUUUACAUCACAAAUCGAUUUUGGUUCUUACAUCAAUUUAAUCACCGUCAAUUUUUACAUAGGACGAAAUGAUCUUUUGGGAAUUUCGAAUAACGGUCGAAAAUAUGGAUAUUCUGGGUAGGGUAUCAGAAAAGAGGCCAAGCCUGGCUCCAAAAACUGAAUUUGUUCCUACCCGAAAGAAGAAAAGAAUCGAUGAAUAUUCCGAGGAUCGGUAAAGCAAUGAACUGCCCUUUGUCAAGAAACAUCACGCCCAUAUUACAGUCUGUUGACAGCCCCAAAAGAGAGUGCUCGAAUAGCAAUUGCCGUCUAUAGUUCAACCAAUCCAUUUACCUUUUUCGGAAUCGAGAAUGAAAAUUUACCGGAUCUGGGUUUUCCUAUUGCUUUUUGUAAACAGAGACCAUGUCGUCCAUAAAAUUAAAACUCCUCUUGUUUCGUUUAGCUUGGGUUUCGGCUGCUGCGAAAGAUGUUCCUUCGAUUGUAUGCUGUGAUAAUCAAUAAUCAACUCUCGCGUGUUUACGUUGAGGGAAGGACACGAGACGUAUGGGUUGGAAUAGUGAUCGACUGGUAGACCAUGGAAAUGAUUUGAGCAACACCUUCGUGAGUGCAGAGCGUGCGGUUCCUAUAUGCGUUCUCGAGCCACCAUCAUUAUAAACUAUCAAAUCUAGUCACAUAUUCUUUCGUUGUCCCUGACCUUGAACUUCAACCUGAAUGCCCACGGAGGCAAAAGCAAAAAUUAAAUCAAAUUUUCAUAGGCCAAAUCAAUGUGGUGUAUCCUAAUUGUAUAUAAGGAGCAAACAACACAAGGCAACCACUUCGGUCUCGUUGCUUUCAGACCAGAAAAACCGCAAGUCGUCCAUUUUUGUUCAGAUUUGGGUGUUAGCCCAGAACAGGGGGGAUCCGUAGACCGGAAACAGUAAAAGUAUAUUUCUUUCCAAUUGGUCGGCCAUCAAGUGAAUGGCGGAAUCCUUGGUUUCUCAAAUUCCUAAAGAAAAUUAGUCUUUGAUCCUUUGGUGAAGAACACUGUGCCAUAACCUUAAAUCACGUCGCCGGUCUUUUAUUUUCCCCAUUUGGAAAGCCCUCAGCAAAAUUCCGCUUGAAGUCCAGUUUGCAUGAGAUACCCAGAGCUCCUAAGGUACAUUGUCUAGGAUGUUACUAUGGCCAUAAGGCUUCGCUGUCUAAUAUCUGUACUCACGUAAUCUACAGCAGCAGCACUGCAUUCUACAGCACAUUUAAUGUAGAAGUUCACUGGAAGGGCAUUGAAGACAUCUGCCGGGCAGACUGCCCAACGCCAGUAGCACCUGCAGUUUUUUAUAUCACACAAAGCUUGGGUAUAUGAUAUUUCUUGUUCAGCGCUAGCCAAGACAUAGUAUAACCAUAUGUUAGGAUGUGACGAACAACGGCCGGCUUUGUACGCCUCUUUUACCCUCAGUUCUAUGUUUAGCCUCCAAUUGAAAUUAGGAUGCGCGGGUACACCGAAAUAACUUACAUUGGAGGAAAGUGCCAAUGUUUGUCCAUUUUACAGAAGUAGGUGGAAAUUGGAUACAGCAUCAGUUCCGUUUUGGUUAGCUUUAUUUAAAGUCCGCAUCACUCUUAACGGAGGCGUCGGCGAGCGCUAACAUUUUCACCCAGUGGCUUCCCUCUGCUUGUAGCUCUGGACCAGCGGCGACAUUCCAGAUUAUAUUGGAUUAUCCUGAUUCAUAGCAUGGGCACUAUCAAAUACAUAAGAGACCCUACUAAUCAUAUUCUGGUUGGAGCCUCCUUGAUGGCUCUGGUACUAACGAUAUUAAAAGCCUGACGGCAGCUAGAGUGUACUGUUUGUAGUAUAGCGACCAUUCAGCCGUACUAUUUACUUCAUGAAGAACGAUUUAUGUGAAUUCGCGUCUGCCCUGUUUUGUUAUGAAAAUUUCGAACGCGAGUUAACAACCCUCUAUAAAUUGUUUCCUAAAUAGGAUAAUGUUUCAAGUAAGAACACAUAUAUUUAGUCACGUAGGGACUUUUAGUCUCGGCUUGUAAGCAUGAACGCAACCAUGAAUCGAAUGAACACAUGGAUUGGGCUAAUCAAACAGAACAUAUAAAUAGGGACUUGAUCAAGAAAUGCUGUUCAGUUUCAGCAUAUAGAAUGGGGAUGACAUGAAUUCCUUGUAUUCUUAUAGUUACUGCAUAAAAGAUUAUUUUAAAGAUUUGUAUUUUCUUUAUGAAUGCAAAAACAUAACGAUUUAACUUGCGCAACCGUAGGAGUGCUGACUGCAUCCAAACGAAUUACAGCUUCUGUAGGAGAUUCCGUUCAGAAGCCUUCCGAUUUUUUAAGAAAGGAUGGGCUUCUAUGUUUCUUCGUCAGAAUCUCACUAAGCUAGCACCGUUUGCAGGCCGAUUUGUAUCUCUUUAGAUGUUUAAGUCCUUCCUUGUGAGUUUCUUCAGUUUGGUCAGAUCAUCAUUCCACCCCGAUGGUAAUGCUUUCUUUCCUGUUUUGCAGAAAAGAAGACAUUAAAGGCAUGUAGAAGUCAAUCUCACCAAUAUUCUCUGGUGAUUUAUUUAAAAUUUCCAUGACGCAUAUUCGAUUUGAGAACCGACGCUCUGCGCCUCUGCGAACAGACUUAGUAGCAACAUGUACUCGAAGCUUCCGAUACUCCACUACAUUUUUCCUAAUUGGCACAGGCGUUUCCGAAUAAAGUUUGUGUUGCAGGCAGUCUGCAUUCCAAUUUACAUCAUGAUUAUACAAAAAAACAAUAAUAACAUUCCCGAGUACCUCGACGAACAGUUUUUCAAAGAGGUUCUAGUAACCCAAACUGGAUCUGAAGAUGUCAAAAUAUUUAGCUUGGAUUUCUCAAUGGGAAGCAGUGCUGGUGAAAAUUAUUUGAGCUUUAUUUACCGUGUACAAGUUGUUUAUACCCUAAAAGGAUCGGGAAACAUCGAAACAAACUUCAUUGUGAAAAGUAUUCCCCUGGACGGAGCAAGGGAAGCUUUUGUAGAGUUGGACAUUUUCAACAGUGAGAAAGUAAUGUAUUUCGACAUCUUACCACGAAUUGAGAGUUGUCUUGAUAACAUGAAAAUUGCACCAAAGUGCUACUAUGUUACGAGCAAGCCAAUCGCAACCAUAGUCUUCGAAGACAUGAAAGUGCCGGGAUACAGUAUAGCAGAUCGAGUGAAAGGCCUGGACCUUGAUCACAGCAAAAUUAUUUUAACUAAAUUAGCGCAGUAUCACGCUGGUGGCAUGUUACUUCUGGAAAAAGAACCUUCGUUGACAGCAUCUGCGCAAUUAAAGCGUGGAAUAUUCUCAUCAGUUAGUUUAACGCCAACCAAUAUGGGAAAGCCUUUAUAUAUGAACGUUUCAAGGCUUGUCGGGCAUGCAUCAAAAUGGUAUGGCUAUGAGAAAAUCGUGGACAAACUGCAAGACUGCUAUAAAAAUGAAACUCUAGUUGAUAAGAUUCUAGAUACAAUCCGACCAUCACCAGAUGAUAUAUUAGGAAUCUGCCAUGGAGAUUGCUGGGUAAACAACUUUCUGUUUAAAUACAAGGAGGAUUUGCCAAUUGAUGCUGUUUUCGUUGAUUUCCAAGGAAGCAUGCGCGGGAGUAUAGGACUUGACAUUAACUACUUUUUCGCUAGCAGCCUGCAAAUAGACGUCUUACAUAACAAUAGAGAUCAGCUGAUUGAAGAGGCUUACUACCCUGCCUUCCGUGCAGCUUUAGAAAGAGGUUUUUAUAAGAACAUUCCCACAAUUCAAAAUGUCAAAGAUGAAAUUAAAAGGAAAGCCAUGUUUGGAUUUUUGAGCUCAAUCCUGGUCUUACCUGCAAUAGCAAUGAAUAAAGAAGACUCAGCUGAUAAUUCCGUUGAAACUUUUAAAGAUGAAGAAAAAGCAAAAAAAAUUGGAGACCUCUCCUGCUCAUCAGAACGAUUUUUAGAAAGUCAAAAAAUUUUGUUGAAAGAAUACGAUAGUUAUGGAUUUUUUGAUUAAUGGUAUUGUUCGGCUAACAAAUUUUAUUAAUAAGUAUUACAUAAUGACAAAUUUCAGUCAGCGUUUGCACAACUGACCUGAGGUUCAAACUGAUAAAUUGCCAAUAAAUGUUUAAAAAUUGAACUA
Messenger RNA from Hermetia illucens (black soldier fly), 5237 nucleotides. RefSeq lists its product as uncharacterized. Bases 3765 to 5111 code for a protein of 448 amino acids. The record is from RefSeq and is a predicted model, not a curated record. The transcript has 6 exons. NCBI's taxonomy places the organism in Eukaryota, Metazoa, Arthropoda, Insecta, Diptera, Stratiomyidae.